UGUCAAAAAAUGACAAUUCUCGUAGAAAAAUGAAAACGUGCGCGAGCAAAGUAAAAUCACACGUUUACAAAAUAACGAAAAAUAAACAUUUGCCUAUAAAAUAAUUAAAUCAAAGCAUUUACAAAAGGCUCACAAGAAUUUAAAGUAUCUGUGAACGAGCAAAAUUAUUGCAAUAGUUUUCAACGUAUGUGAAAAUUGAGCAAUUUUAUCUUCCCGGAUAACGGAACGCCAAAAUGGCCUUCAAUUCGAGCAUGUCGGUUAUCAGUGGUAAAACGUCACUGUCUUCGAUAUUGAAGAGCUACUCAACUUCCGAAAGGGAAAAAGCCAAAGCGGCAGUAAUCAAUAAGGUGCGCUUCGAAAUGCCCAAACAGAAGGGUCUUUUGGAAGCAGUCAAAGCGGUGGAGGAAAGGCAAAAUUUUCAGCCAAUGAGUGAAUUUGUUGGAUAUCUAAGUGAAAAUACUUUGGAUGACAAUGAAUUUAUCAUAAUUUUGAAUGAUGCUCGUUCCAUUGCCAAUCAAUUGAGCCCAAAGUUUACAACUCUAGUUGAGGCCCUACUAUCCCAAACCUGGGCUUAUAGAUCUCCUGAGGCACGUAAGGCAUAUAUUAGAUUUUGCCUGGACAUAUUGGUGGCACAUAAUAAAUAUUUAUCAUUUGGCAUAAAUCAUUUAAUUGCGCUUUGGAUACCCCAUGAAAAUGACAUAAGCCUAUGGCAGAAUGGCACUCCCACUGCUGAAUUGGAAGAUGCAUUGCAGGCAAUUCAUCAUCUACUGGAUUGCAUACUCAAUGCAAUUCCAAUGGCUUUCGAUGCCACUUUAGAUGCAAUCGAACAUUCAUUUCCAUAUUAUAAGAAAUCAACGCACAUUGUUGUGGGUUAUGUGCACAAUAUGCUACAAUUGUUGGAAUACAAGCCUAUAUUUGAAGAAAACAUAAUGCAACUUCUAAUGCAAAAUUUGAUUAUUUUGGAUGUACAUGCCCCACGAACAGCUAUAGAAGAACUGGAAAGUGACGAUGAGGAUGAUGAUGACGAAGAUGAGAACAAAGAAGAACUUGAAAUGUUUGAAAUGGAUGACUGUAAAAAAAAAGCCUACUUAGACAAACCAAUGAAUCAUCCAAUAGCCCAUACCUUGGAUAUAUGCAUGGUGAAACUAUUUAAUUUCUUGGAUAGCAAAAAUCCUCAACCAUUACAAAACAGCGAUGCAGAGAGCCAACAAAAAACCCUUGAAUCUUUGAAGUUUCUGCGAAUGCUUAUAAAAGCCUUUGAUAAUGUUAUACUGCCCAUACACAAUACUCAUCAUGCUCAAUUUAUAGUCUUUUACUUUUGCAGUUUAAAGCAAUGCUUAAGUGAGACGUUCUUAGCCUCGUUAUGGGAUAAAAUUAAAAAUCCCAAUUGUUCUGCAGUUAUAAGGCAAGCCGCAGUGGGGUAUAUGGCCAGUUUUUUGGCAAGAUCGAAAUUCGUUAGCAUCAUUACUCUUAAAUAUUAUCUUAAGGAAUUAUGUGCUUGGGCUCAUAAAUAUAUACGUGAUUGUGAUCAAUAUCGUUCAAAUGGUUCCUUGAAAGCAAAUUUAGUUUUCUUUACAGUAUGCCAAGCUAUAUUUUAUGUGAUAGCAUUUCGUUCACGAGAUUUAACAGUUGAUAAGAGAAGUUUAUUAUUUUUACAAUCAUUACAUUUGUCCGCUUUAGUUACCUGUAAUUUUAAUCCACUGCGAGUAUGUUUGCCGGCUGUGGCAACAGCUUUUGCUGGUGUUACCAGAGCCUAUCAACUAGCAUAUUGUCAUGCAAUUUUGGAACGUAAUGCACGUCGCAAACUAGCCACAGUGUAUGCAAAUGAGACUGCUACGCCCGAAGAAACAUUAGACACAUUCUUUCCAUUUGAUCCGUAUCUAUUAAAAGUUUCGGGUCAGCGUAUUACUCCAAUUUAUUUAGUAUAUCAAGCAAGUGAAGUUGAGAAUAUGAAUGACACAGUUGAUCCCAUAUCUCCGUCUAGCAAUGUUAAUUCUGCUACAACUUCCUCUCGAAAACGUGGCGAUUCUGAAAUGAUGGAUCAUGAUAUCGAUGAUUUCAUAUUGACAGAUAAACGACAAAGAUUGGCAAGUGUAACAAGAAGCCAAGAAAAUCAAUUUACUUACGGACUGUCGCCAGGUUUUCAUAUUUAGUUGAACAUCAAAGAUUGCUAAUGACUCCUUAGUAGUCUUUCUAUACAUUCACUUUUGAAGUUUCACUUUUGAUACUGCUAAUUUAUUGUCUUGCGAGUAUUUUUAUUGAAUCGUAUGGUGCCAAAGUGAAACCCUCAAUGCAGUGAUAAAAAAAGUAUGUAAAUAUUCCUAAAUAGUUCUUUUUAAGUUUUUCAACCUCUUGAUCUUCUCACAAUUAGCUGGCAAUUUAGUUUGU
Messenger RNA from Stomoxys calcitrans (stable fly), 2388 nucleotides. It is a transcript of the gene Tif-IA, whose product is annotated as RNA polymerase I-specific transcription initiation factor RRN3. The record is from RefSeq and is a predicted model, not a curated record. NCBI's taxonomy places the organism in Eukaryota, Metazoa, Arthropoda, Insecta, Diptera, Muscidae. Bases 234 to 2153 code for a protein of 639 amino acids. Gene Ontology annotation, biological process: transcription initiation at RNA polymerase I promoter. The transcript has 9 exons. Gene Ontology annotation, cellular component: nucleus. Gene Ontology annotation, molecular function: RNA polymerase I general transcription initiation factor activity; RNA polymerase I core binding.